Molecule: messenger RNA, 2524 nt
Organism: Culex pipiens pallens (northern house mosquito)
Lineage: Eukaryota; Metazoa; Arthropoda; Insecta; Diptera; Culicidae
Gene: papi
Product: tudor and KH domain-containing protein homolog
Exons: 4
Coding region: 178-2013 (611 amino acids)
Biological process (GO): spermatogenesis
Molecular function (GO): RNA binding
Source: RefSeq, a predicted model, not a curated record
CCGUCGUUCUCAUACCGAUGUGAGCAGCUGACAGUGGAGGAACUCGCCGACACCAAGAACGAGGUUUUCGCGUUUCGUUCGUCGCGAUGUGAUCGCGCGGAUUUGAGGCUGAGAAAAAAGGAAUAAAAAGUGCCAGAAAAAAGCGUUAACCUCCCGAAGCUCACCCACUUCUCCGCAAUGAUGAAAUCCCAAUCGACGGUCCCAAUCAUCCUGGGACUGUCCCUGCUGAGCGUCGGCGGAGCGUGCGUGUACGCUUUCCUCAAGAAGAAAAAGAACGAAUUCGCCGACUCGAGCGACUCCUUCACCGGAAAUGCCGCCACCGCCUCCUUUGACGAAGCCGACUCCGGCAUUUCCAACAAGAUCGCCCGGCUGGUCCGCAUGAUCAGCCAACAGGAAGAGGUCAAAUCGGUUGAGGUGACGCUGUCCAACAAGAUCGUUCCGCUGGUGGUGGGUCGCAAGGGGUACACGCUGAGGCACAUCCAGGACAGUACCAAGACGGAGAUUCAGUUCCGAGAGCUCGACGAGUCACACCAGGUGUGUACGAUUCACGGCACCGAGGCGGGCAUUCAGGCGGCCGAGCAGCUGAUCAUGAAGGAGGCGUCGCGACAGAUUACGUUGACCGAGGAGAUGCUGGUGCCGCAGACGGCUUGCGGGAAGAUUUUGGGUCGUUGUGGCGAUGCCUUGCAGGAGAUUUGCCGCAAAUCUAUGGCCAAGGUUUGGAUUGAAGGGUCACGUGUUCUUGGGGAGAAUCGGCGUAUCAUGAUUACUGGCACUCAGGAUCAGAUCAACGUCGCAAGGUCACUGAUCGAGCAGAAGGUUAAGGACGAUGCCGACUUCAGAAGAAGCCAGGAGCAGCUGGAUAUUCGUCGCGAGCCACGAAUUCGUACUCCGCCAAGUAGUAUGACGGCAACGCCGGUUCCCCGCGAGGUUCUCCCGCCAACCUCCGAAAAGCUCAAAUCGUUGAGCUCUUCAGGACAGCUGGAGGUAUUCGUGUCCGCUGUGGUCUCCCCGAGUCGGUUCUACCUGCAACUGGUAGGACCGCAAUCAACCGAACUGGACAUCCUGGUCGAAACCAUGACCGAGUAUUACAACCAGCAGGACAACCGCGACCUGCACCAGAUCCGCAAGCCAUACCUAGGCCAGAUCGUGGCCGCCGAGUUCAACGCCGACGGAAAGUGGUACCGGGCCGAAGUGGUGGCCAUUCUGCCGAACGAAUACAAGUCUGGAGAAAUUGUUUUGGAUCUGUACUUUGUAGACUACGGCGACAAUCAGUACAUUCAACCUGCCGAGGUGUACGAACUGAGGCCGGACUUUUUGGCGCUUCGAUUCCAAGCGAUCGAGUGCUUCCUGGCACAUGUCGAGCCCAACGCGACAGUAAGCUCGACCACGGGAGAGGAAGACUGGGAACCGGCGGCGAUUUCCAGAUUUGAGGAGCUAACACAUGUUGCUCAGUGGAAGAAGCUGCUGUCCCGCAUCGCAACCUACAAGAACAAGGGUCACCGCGGUGGCCCAUGUCGUGAAGGCCGCGAGGGUUCCCCCGUGCCCGGGGUCGAACUGUACGACACCUCAGCGGACGGCUCCGACGUGAACAUCGCCGUCGAGCUGGUCAACGAGGGCCACGCGAAGGUCAUCAUGAACUUUGGCGAUCUCAACCGAAGCCACGUGCUCCGACUGGACGGUGGAUCCAUCAGCGAGGAGCGCCCAACCCAACCCAGCUCAACAACGUCUCCGGACACCUCGAGCAAUUUUCUGAGCCACGAAAAGGCGAACGGAACCGCACGGAGCGUUUCGGAGCCGAAAACGAUCUCCGUUGACGUUCCCGCCAAGAACGACGAAAGUGAACGGCUGCUGCAGGCAGAGCAAACUAGUUCAGCAGGAAAACACGAAACUGUGAAUAGCACAACUGUGAGUGAGAACAGCGCUGGGAAACUGAACGGAAAUGGACUGCUUUCGCGGGAUUGGAACGAGCUAGUCGAGGAAGAGGAGCGAAGGAAUCCCACACUGACACACUAAUUCCCGUCUGGCUUAGUUCAACGUUUUAUUCACUUUCAAACAUACGAUUAGAGUUUGCUGAAGGAAAACUCGCAAUUUGUUCUUUAACUAUUAGUUAGAAUUGUACAUAUAGCUUGAAGCAAAGAAAAAAAAGAUAGUUUCUUACACCUUAAUUACAAAGUAAUUUUAAAGUGAUCGUUGUUUGAAACCCCUAAAACCCCAAGUCUUCCUAAAUUUGUUUAAAACUUCUUAAUAGUUUAGGGCUUGAAGCAAGCAGAGUGUAGUAUUGAAUUAAGCGAAAGCUAAGAUUAAGCAACACAUCAUCGGAGUGAAAUUGUAGGACGUGAUUUUGAAAAUCAAUCAUAUAUCAGAGCUAGUAGGAAGAAACAGAAACGAAAGUAUAUUUUUGAACGUUUUGAGCCGCAAGCUGGUGGAAUAAUUAUGAAAGACUCUUGGGAACAGACCCAGUUUAAACAUCUUUUAUGUGAAUUAAAUAUCAACCGAAUAAACUUAUCGCUGUUUGGCAAGGAAA